AUGCGAGAGACAUCAGAGAAGAACAAAUCCGAAUUCAACGAUCAAGCCAAUUCAAGCACUCCGUCACUGAAAGAGCGUUAUCUUAAAAAAAUAGGAGCGUUGAAGAAAGAGAAAACGUGUGCAAGCAAUCAACAGAGGAUUGAAACCACGAACAACAAGACAGUAGAACACGAUGAUAAACGAACGUGUCAAGCCAAAGCGUCAAAAACCCCAAAGAAGAAAAAGGGCGGGGCUGCACUGCAAGGAAAGUCAAAAGACGAGACAGCAUCGCGUUCACAGCUCUACAAGAAAGAUACACGAAGCCCAAAGAAGCACGUGGGAGUAGAAAGUCAGAAGAAUCCGCCGGCAGAGCAAGCACCGAAUAAGCAGAUUUCUGACCAGAAAAAGGAAUCGAAUAAGAGAAAGCUUGAUUCGAUUUCAGACGCGGGCAGGGAAAAGACAGUAAAAGCUAUGCUACGAAAAGAUAAGGAAUUUCAUAUUCCGAGGCCAACAAAGAAAGGCAAAGUGACUUGUCAAAAGAAGACAGAAGAGGAUCCAGCAGAACCACAAGCAGGGAAUUUUCCAUACGAAAUCGAUGAUGCUGAUCAUGCUGAAACUCCAGCCGAGGCCUAUGCAGAUAUUUCACAUGUUUUGGAAUAUGUUGCUGGUAUUCUUAAGAAAGACAACAACACAGUCAAGAUUUAUGAUCCUUACUACUGCAACGGAAGCGUCAAAAAGAGAUUGAUGCGCCAAGGCUUUCCAAACGUUUAUAACGAGCGAGAAGACUUCUACAAGGCAAUCGAAGACAAGAGAAUUCCCUCCCACGACAUCCUGCUCACGAAUCCUCCCUACUCUGGAGACCAUCCUGAACGUCUGAUGAACUUCAUCUCAAGAACAAAAUCGCCAUGGUUCCUUCUCAUGCCCAAUUGGGUAUACACCAAAGAUUACUACAAGGACCUGAUCCUCAACAAGGCCUGCAGUAGCAACCCGCCCUUCUACUACAUUCCCAAAAAACGGUACACCUAUUGGACUCCUCCCUGGCUCCAUUCUUCUCAGUUCGGCGUUUCUACUUCACCCUUCCCGAGCUUUUGGUACAUCCAUUGCGGGAAGCACACAGAGAAAGUCAAGGGAUGGCUCGAGAGCAACGCUAGCGACAGCAUGAUGUUUGCUGGAGGGGUCCAGGACUUGCCGAACGAAGUGCGAGCUGCCUUCGAUCCCAACAAGAAGAGGAAGAAUCCCAAGGCACGAAAAAGGAUCGCCAAGUUGAGGAGAGAAGGACAAGGCGCUGCUGGUGCUCGAUGA
Guillardia theta CCMP2712 is the source of this 1281-nucleotide messenger RNA. RefSeq lists its product as hypothetical. The transcript has 10 exons. The coding region runs from base 1 to 1281 and encodes 426 amino acids. Lineage: Eukaryota; Cryptophyceae; Pyrenomonadales; Geminigeraceae. The record is from RefSeq and is a predicted model, not a curated record.